AUGUCAAAACCCAAGAUCAACAUCGAUCGGUGGGAGUGGAGCUCUGAGCGCUCCCGGCCCAUCAAAAAGUCAUACUUGGCCAUAACAAAAUCAGAUGGUCAAAUCGUCCUGGAGCCCGACCAGCCUCCACCACUGAUCCCCUUCGACGUUCUUUUCCAAAGGUCAGCGGAGAACAACAAGAAUGCGACAUAG
Molecule: messenger RNA, 192 nt
Organism: Penicillium soppii
Lineage: Eukaryota; Fungi; Ascomycota; Eurotiomycetes; Eurotiales; Aspergillaceae
Exons: 1
Coding region: 1-192 (63 amino acids)
Source: RefSeq, a predicted model, not a curated record